AUGGCCACAACACAAGAGCUUUUUCGCGUUGAGAGCGCUUCCGAGUGGGCUAAGAAAAACGGAAUCACGACAUGGACAAAGUUCCACUACGGUUCUCAACCAGAUCAGUCAAUCUUCACACCACUUGACACAUGGGGCCAUUCUCUCCGCCAACCUUACUACGGUCCUAUCAUUGAGUCCAGUCAACAGUAUUUUCUCGCCGUCAAUUGGGAGACGGAGGAGGAAUGGGACAAAUUCAAAUUGUCCCCCGAGCAUCAGCAACUAAUGGCCAAUCUGACAACCAACAACGUGCAGCCGGAGACCAAGAUUGUUAUAUUUACCGGUAACAUGUUCGCUAUUGGAUUCACCUCCAACGUCGAGAUUUUCACUGCAUACUGGCCGUCGUCUAUCACUCACGAGGCUCAAACAGCCAUUCGCAAAACCGAGCAACUUGUGGAUCGGGCAGAAAGCGGAAUGCCCAACACACUCUGUUACACCAAGAAACCAAUGUUUGGAUGGAUAUAUGGCCAAAAAGAAUGGAAUGGAGAAAGCGCUAUUGCAAGUGUUUGGACCCACAAGUGGCAGAACCAGGAACUGGAACAAAAGUACAAAACGACUGAGAAGAGGCGUGUUUCGGACAAUGAUGGAAGAUCCUAUAUGCUGGCUGUACAUGUAUUUCAAGAUGACUUGAAGUCUCUCAGUGCUAUUGGAUGGGAGUCAGUCCAUGUGGCUUUCGAGCGUGUUCGAGUUGUGAAAGAGGAUGCUCUAGCGCAUGGCGAAGUAUCUACUGCCGGUACUCCUACGGAGACUGGCUUCCAGCUCUCAAAGACCAAACUGAACCCUAAUGAACAGUCAUCGGUCGGGUCUCCUGAUUCUGAAACCGACUCUACUCGCUUCACAAGUACUACUUUGCCCAGUAUCAACAGCCCCGAGCCAUCCCAGCUCUCUACUGGGAGUACUGUGAUAAAGAGUGGCAUUCCGGAGCCUGCCGUCCUUACAGCCAGUACAGAUGCGUCUAUCACUGGUCCAGAUACUUCAUCUGAUGACACUUCUAGAGCUGAAGCCUCUUCAACUAUCCCAGCUGGACUCGGGACAACCAGAGCUGAGAAUUCGGAAAAGACCAACCCUGCCACUGAGACUUUCGUACCUGAGCCAUCUGGUGUGAGUACCACCAGCACCGAGCAAUCCAGUGGAAGCGCGAACCUUUCUACAGAUAACUUGACAACAAUCCCGGUCACGAGCGAUAUUGGAUCUCCUGCGUCUACCCCGAACUCGAAUGGGCCAAAUAUUUCCACGAUUUCACCUUCCACAGAACACAAUACUUCAACAGCUUGA
Messenger RNA from Fusarium fujikuroi IMI 58289, 1314 nucleotides. RefSeq lists its product as uncharacterized. The transcript is spliced from 2 exons. The record is from RefSeq and is a predicted model, not a curated record. Bases 1 to 1314 code for a protein of 437 amino acids. Lineage: Eukaryota; Fungi; Ascomycota; Sordariomycetes; Hypocreales; Nectriaceae.